This is a messenger RNA of Darwinula stevensoni, 951 nucleotides long. The record is from the annotation of a GenBank genome assembly. NCBI's taxonomy places the organism in Eukaryota, Metazoa, Arthropoda, Ostracoda, Podocopida, Darwinulidae.
GAAGAAAUGAAUGCACUUAUGUACUAGCUCUUGCGCUUAUGUAGGGACACGGGAGAUGGCAUUCGUGCAUGCCAUCAGUGCUGCGGGGGUGGCACAUGCCGUGACAAGAGCGUGUGCUUCGGGGUCCCUCACCACCUGUGGGUGUGAUGCCAACAUCCAAGGACGGGAACACGAUAGAGCUUUCCGCUGGUCUGGAUGCUCACACAACAUCAACUAUGGAUCUAAGUUCUCCAAGUCCUUUGUUGAUGCUCGAGAACUACGUUCUCGGAAGAAGUUCAAGAAAAGGAACUUGGACAACGGGGAAGAGGACGACCAUCGCCGACGGACUUCAAUCAUUCUCAUGAAUCUUCACAACAACGAAGCUGGAAGACAGGUAAUCCAGAAGAACAUGAAGAAGGAAUGCAAAUGCCAUGGUGUGUCUGGUUCUUGUGAACUAAAGACUUGCUGGAGGGUCAUGCCAACUUUCCGACAGGUAGGGGAAUUGCUAAGGGACAAAUACGAUGGAGCUGUGGAGGUGCGAGGAGAACCAGUGGGGAACGAGAUCCUUCUUGUGCCUCGUAAUCAGCAAUUCAAGCCCCAAGCAAGAGAGGACUUGGUCUACAUAAAACGAAGCCCAGAUUUCUGCGAACUGGACUUGAAGAAAGGUUCUCUCGGCACUCGGGGCCGCUCCUGCAACAAGGGUUCUCGAGGAAUCGAUGGAUGCGACCUGCUCUGUUGUAAUCGGGGCUACAAGACCCGUCGUCAUAAGAUUGCAGAGCGAUGCAACUGCAAAUUCUGGUGGUGCUGCCAAGUUAAGUGCCAAACCUGCGAACGGGAGAUCGAAAUCCACACCUGCCUGUAACACUUCCUCCACAUCUUUUGAUUUGUCUACGUUCUCAUUAUUGUUAUUCAGUACAUUGCCUUCAAGGUUGUGAUGGAAACGUGAAAGAAACGAGAAUAGAUGCUCACAUA